Molecule: messenger RNA, 465 nt
Organism: Bathycoccus prasinos
Lineage: Eukaryota; Viridiplantae; Chlorophyta; Mamiellophyceae; Mamiellales; Bathycoccaceae
Product: Transcription elongation factor 1 homolog
Exons: 1
Coding region: 1-465 (154 amino acids)
Biological process (GO): transcription elongation by RNA polymerase II
Cellular component (GO): transcription elongation factor complex
Molecular function (GO): RNA polymerase II complex binding
Source: RefSeq, a predicted model, not a curated record
AUGGGCAAACGCAAAUCGAAAGCCCCACCGCCGAAAAAGGUCCAACCGAAAUUGGACACGCAAUUCACGUGUCCGUUUUGCAAUCACGACAAAUCGGUCACCGCGAAAUUGGACUUUCAACAAUACAAAGGGUUAGUGGAAUGCUCGGUGUGCGGACAAAAAUACGCGUGCACGAUCGACGAUUUAUCCGCCGCGAUCGACGUGUAUUCAGAUUGGAUCGACGCGUGCGAACGGUUGAACGCACCCGGUGGGGGUGGGGGAGGAGACGAGGAGGAGGAGGAGGAAGAGGAAGAGGAGAAAGCGUUAAGGCGAGCGAAGGACGCGGAGGAGGAGUCGAGAAAGAAGAAGCAAAAGACGACGGAGGGUGGUGGGAAGAGGAAGGACGACGAGUACGAGAAGGAUUUUAUCGAUUCCGAGGAGGACGAGGAGGAAGAUGUGGGCGACGAUACCAGCGAGAGCGGUUAA